This is a messenger RNA of Neolamprologus brichardi, 3411 nucleotides long. RefSeq names its product solute carrier family 43 member 2b (gene slc43a2b). Gene Ontology annotation, molecular function: neutral L-amino acid transmembrane transporter activity; L-amino acid transmembrane transporter activity. NCBI's taxonomy places the organism in Eukaryota, Metazoa, Chordata, Actinopteri, Cichliformes, Cichlidae. Gene Ontology annotation, biological process: transmembrane transport; neutral amino acid transport. The record is from RefSeq and is a predicted model, not a curated record.
ACCAGAAGGCAUCACUUUGAAGCUGGAAGGAGCAGCUCUGAGCCGCAGUGAUAAGUGAGCUGUGAUCCUUCAUCCUGAGCGUCAGUCAGGGAGGUUCUUUCUGCACUUCCAGCUACAUCUUCUUUCUCCCUCUCUCUUUCUUUGUCCCCUAAAUCUCUCUCCUCUUGCUUUUUGCUUCUGUCUUUAACUUUUUUUUCCAAUCAACCAUGGCUCCAACCCUGGCCACAGCAUUUGCCAGGCGCUGGUGGAUGGCAGUGACUGCUAUCAUUGAGAAUCUGCUCUUCUCCGCUGUGCUGCUGGGAUGGGGAUCGCUCCUCAUCAUGCUCAAGUCAGAGGGCUUCUACUCGUACCUUUGCAGCGAGGAUGGGAACAGCUCCAACUACAAUCUGUCCCAGUCUCAUUCAGCACAGGCGUCUGAUGAGUACACUUAUGACUAUGAAAGUGAGGCUGGUGUGGUGGGUUUGGGAGACGGUGUCGAGAUGAGGCCCCUGGUCCCUAUGGAUGGGCCCCUGAAGAUGAACGGCUGGCUGAUCUGUAAAGAACAGGAUGAGAUGCUGAACUUGGCUUUCACAGUGGGCUCCUUCCUCCUCUCAGCCAUCACGCUGCCAUUGGGGAUUGUCAUGGAUAAAUAUGGGCCUCGCAAACUGAGACUGCUGGGAAGCACCUGCUUUGGAUUGUCCUGCCUACUCAUUGCUUAUGGAGCCUACAAACCAAAUGAACUCUCCGUCCUUAUCUUCAUUGCUCUUACUUUCAAUGGCUUCGGGGGCAUGUGCAUGACCUUCACCUCUCUCACACUACCAAACAUGUUUGGGGACCUCCGUUCAACCUUCAUCGCCCUGAUGAUCGGCUCCUACGCAUCCUCUGCUGUCACUUUUCCCGGCGUCAAGGUGAUCUAUGACUUUGGCGUACCAUUCAUCACCAUUCUGGUGGUGUGGGCUGCCUGUGCAGGAUUGGUCUUCACGAACUGCUUCUUCAACUGGCCACUGGAACCAUUCCCAGGCCCAGAAGAUAUGGACUACACUGUGAAGAUCAAGUUCAGCUGGCUUGGCUUCGACCAUAAAAUCACAGGUCAGCAGUUCUACAAGCAAGUGACCACAGUGGGCCGUCGUCUGAGCGUGGGCACCAACACAAAGCAAAAGGAGCUGACUACCAAAGAUGGAAACAAUCUUUGUCUCUCUACCAUGGACCUGGAAAUGGAGUGCAAGCCACAAGAAGAAUCCCAGUCAUUCCUUAAAACUAUCAUCACUCCAGUUUUCCUGCUCAGUCUAGUGACCAUGUCUAUGACUCAGCUUCGUCUUUUGUUCUACAUGGGAGCCAUGAACAGCGUCCUGGAGUCACUCACCGAUGGAGACCUCAACACAGUGAGUUUGUACUCUUCCAUCUUUGGGGUGCUGCAGCUACUUUGCCUGAUGACCACCCCUGUGAUUGGUCAGAUUAUGGACUGGAAGCUGAAGGACUGUGAUGACGGACAGGAAGACAAGGAACCCUUAAACAAAGGAGAAACAAAGACCAAGCGCAGAGACAGAAAGAUUCAGAAGGUGACCAAUGCACUGCGAGCAUUCUUGCUCACAAACUUGCUUUUGGUUGGAUUUGGGAUUACGUGCUUAGUGCCUAAUCUCCCCCUGCAGAUUGUGUCAUUUGUCUUACACACGGUUGUGAGAGGAUUCAUCCACUCUGCUGUUGGUGGCCUUUAUGCUGCUGUGUAUCCCUCGUCACUGUUUGGAAGUCUAACAGGGAUGCAGUCUCUGGUCAGUGCUGUGUUUGCUCUGCUGCAGCAGCCACUGUUUUUGGCUAUGAUGGGACCACUGGGUGGAGAUCCACUCUGGGUCAAUGUUGGACUCCUUGUACUAAGCAUGCUGGGCUUCUUGCUGCCUCUCUACCUGAUCUGGUACCGACGGACUCUCUACAAAGAGCAGCAGCUGAAGGAUGACAAUGCUAAGAUCUACAUCAAAAUCAACGGCUCUGAAAUCCCAGAGGCCUUUGUCUAGAGAAAAGCAAACAUAGGAAAACAAAAGAAGGGAUGAAGAAGAUUUUGAGAAACAUGGGCAAUCACGUGAACACAAGAAGCUGGUUGUAAAAGGAAAACUGAAAUGUUAAAUAUCACAAUGAAACAUAAUGUUUUUGUACUUCUCUAUACAUUACACAAACCAACGGACUUAUAUGCCCAUUUUCCAAAUGCUACAAAGAUAAAUAAACCUAAGGGUAUAAACACAGAGGGCGAAAAGAAGAACAAGAGAGAGAAAAGACUAUGAAAGGAAAGAGGCAACAGCCUCUGUAUUCCCCCAAAUCCUCCUCUGACAUCUUUUUGUAUCCCCUCCCCAAUGAGCCGCACGCUAGUGCAGCUCACUCCUAAGACUGCUUUCAGUAUUUCUCCCACGACCAUAAAAAAGAUGAUUCUUCCUCUGUGAAGCCCACAUGUCAUUCAGAAAAUCAGAAUCUGUUUUUCUUUUCUUUUGUUUUUGUCAUACUUUGACUUAAAAUCAGCAAAGUACCACCUUUCUGUUCACCUGCUGGAUUUUUGCUGUACAGUAGAUUUUGAUUCAGUGCUGUUAAGGAGAAACAGAAAGGGGAGAAGAGCCUUUUUGCUGAUGUUUCUCAAGCGAGUAGUAAAGACAGUCAGGACAGUAAUUACAGAGGUGGAUUCCUUUUUUCUUAAAGCUAACAUCUGAUUACAGUACAACUGUAGCUUAGCGCAUCGUGUAGUAUUGAUGAAUGUCAGUAUUUUGAAGGUUGUAAUCCAUUAGGACAUGAGCCACUCUGUGGUGUGUUUGUAGACUAUUUAUUUUACUCUUUGACUUUAGUUUUUCUAUUUAUAAUUUAAAUUUAGGGUGCAUUUCGAUGUCGAAUCUAACUGAAGGUUCAUCACACAUAUAAGUGAAAACAGCUUUUCACAUUACCAUUUACACAUCGAUGUCAAUACAAAUAAAAAAACGAGUAAAUUACUUACAGUUCAGAUGCCUUACCUUAAAGUCAGUAUUUGGUCCAGUCUGUCCGCCUACUCUUGAGAGAAAUACAGCACUUUUACCCUUCUUUCACACAAAAAAAAGCUCAGUUUGACAGUUCCCCUUCAUCUCUUCAGCAAUAGUUCUGCUUUGCCUUAAAUUUUUCUGCCUUCUUAUUUCUAUUUAUUUUAUUUUACACUCAAAUUUCUUGGCAUAUUUAAGUUGCUCUCUGCUGACAACUACUUCUGUGUCUAAUUGUAUACUGUGCUGUUGGCAUAGAGCUCCUCCUGUCAUGAUGUAGGGAUGUUUUGUUGUGCAAGUUUGUUUAAUAUGAAAAACUCUGCCGAGGUUAAUAAAGACUCUUGCUUUUUUCACUUUUUAUCAGACUGCACUCAGUGUCUGCAUGUAAUUCUCAUCAAGUUGCAAAAGUGUUCUUUUCUACCUUGAAAUCUGUUCCAUCCACAUUAAG